Molecule: messenger RNA, 566 nt
Organism: Camelina sativa (false flax)
Lineage: Eukaryota; Viridiplantae; Streptophyta; Magnoliopsida; Brassicales; Brassicaceae
Product: golgin candidate 2-like
Biological process (GO): retrograde transport, vesicle recycling within Golgi; Golgi organization
Cellular component (GO): Golgi cisterna; Golgi membrane
Source: RefSeq, a predicted model, not a curated record
UUGCUUGAUUCCUUGUUAAAUUCAGGCAACUAAAAUGGAAGCAGACAUAGAAAUGAUGAGAAAGGAACUCGAAGAACCAACUGAAGUGGAAAUUGAACUGAAGCGAAGACUCAACCAGCUUACUGACCACCUUAUUCAAAAACAAUCCCAGGUCGAAGCGCUUUCCUCAGAGAAAGCAACCAUAUCGUUUAGAAUCGAGGCUGUGUCAAGGCUUAUAGAAGAAAACAAAGGUAUGUCUGCAAUUGAAGCCGCAUCCCAAGAUCUUGAAGCAGGAGAUUGGGAACUCUCAGGAUCAAAGUUUAAACCAGCUUUCCAAGAUAAAAUCCGGUCAGGCAAGAAACAUUUGGGAUGGCUAGUGAUGCAACUAAAUGCUAUCUUCGUCUCGGGAACCGUCUUCUUGCGUAGAAACCCGACCGCCAAAAUCUGGGCUGUGCUCUAUCUUGUUUGCCUUCAUCUCUGGGUAUUAUACAUCUUACUUUCUCAUUCUGAUACUUCUUCUUCAGGUGCCGUGAUUUCCUUAGAGAAAUUCAGUAACAGUUCACAUCAAUAGUCUUUUCCAUAAGAAC